GAAUAAUUAUUACAAUGAGUGUGUGUCUGCGCCAUCCUGUGGGCGUGGCCCCGAGCCCCGAGUAAACUCCACGGGGCGGUGGAGCCAACACCGGGUUCGCGGCACCAGCGCCACACGCCUGGCACCAUGGCCGCGUCUCAGGGGAAGCUGGAGCUGACCUUCGCCGACUGGAUGGGCACCUUGCCGGAGAGCAUCCACAGCAUCCCGCUCACCAAUUUAGCCAUCCCAGGGUCCCAUGAUUCCUUCAGCUUCUACAUUGAUGAGACCUCUCCAGUAGGUCCUGAGCAGCCAGAAACUGUCCAGAAUUUUGUCUCUGUGUUUGGAACUGUAGCCAAGAAGCUGAUGAGAAAAUGGUUAGCCACCCAAACCAUGAACUUCACUGGUCAGCUAGGAGCUGGGAUCCGUUACUUUGACCUGCGCAUUUCCACCAAGCCCAGAGACCCUGACAAUGAACUCUACUUUGCUCAUGGCUUAUUCAGUGCCAAAGUCAAUGAGGGUCUUGAAGAGAUCAAUGCAUUCCUCACAGAUCACCAGAAGGAGGUAGUAUUCUUGGACUUCAAUCAUUUUUAUGGGAUGCAGAAAUACCACCAUGAAAAAUUGGUUCAAAUGCUGAAAGACAUCUACGGAAACAAAAUGUGCCCAGCGAUUUUUGCCCAGGAAGUGAGUUUAAAGUACCUGUGGGAGAAAGACUAUCAAGUGCUGGUCUUCUACCACAGUCCGGUGGCACUGGAAGUGCCCUUCCUCUGGCCUGGGCAGAUGAUGCCGGCACCCUGGGCUAACACCACAGACCCUGAGAAGUUGAUCCAGUUCCUUCAGGCAUCCAUUACUGAAAGAAGAAAGAAGGGCUCAUUUUUUAUAUCUCAGGUGGUGCUGACACCCAAAGCAAGCACUGUGGUCAAAGGUGUGGCAAGCGGUCUCAGAGAAACAAUCACAGAGAGAGCUCUUCCUGCCAUGAUGCAGUGGGUCCGCACACAGUCGCCGGGCGAGAGUGGCAUCAACAUCGUCAUUGCUGACUUUGUAGAACUUGGUGAUUUCAUCAGCACUGUCAUAAAGCUCAACUAUGUGUUUGAUGAAGGAGAAGCCAACACUUGAUGUUACUAUUUUAAGUGUCCAUGAGUAAGAUAGAGAAGACUCAUUGUAUUAGGCACAUUAUCUACAGACACUCUGAUCUUCCUAUUCCACUGUGUUUCUGAAGGAAUUAGGGCUAGCAGUGGGUGGGAAAAGGGAGAAAAUAAUUUCUUCAGUCAUGAUAAACGUAUUCUGCAUUACUAUAAAUAUUUCAUUUCUCAUUUGAUGAGCAAAAUCUACUUCUAGUAUUAGGGAUAGGAAAGAACAGUGGAUUUUGGUUUUCAAAAUUAAUCUUUGUAACAUAUAACUCAUGAGUGUUUUAUCUGAUUGCAUUUUAUAAUUUCAAAGUAGGGCUCCUAUACUGUCUGUAUCCUCUGCCCUCUCUACUCCCUCUGGCUUGCUUUCACUAAUUAGAUGCUGUAUGGGUUUAAAAGCAAUUGAAUGCCCAACAUAAUGUGCAUUACAUUGUGGUACUGAAAUUUGUUUGUUUUGUGAGACUUGGUAAAAUAUUCUCUAGUCAUAUCCAUAUGGGCAAUCAUAGCUAAGUUUUGGUCAUAGAAAAUAUGCAUCAAAUCAGUUUCCCUGCAUCAGUAGUAUUGGAGGUCAUAAUCAGUGAUUUUUGUGUUGUAUGAAAAUAAUAAUGUUUCACAGUAUUUCUAUAUAAGGCAGCUAUAAUUAUAGUGUAAAAAUUUAAAAGGACUAUGAGUGCCAACUCCAUCAUGAGAAAAGAUGAAUGGUGAGUGUGGCGGCAGGGAUGGAUGCUACACUAAUUCAACAAGUCCUUAAGUAAUAUUUUCCUAUAAUGGUUAAGUUAUAAUGAGUGUGUUAAAAUCAGAAACUCUGAAGAUCUUUUCCCAAACUCACCUUAAUAAUUUUGUGGGUUUUUUUUCCUUAAAAAAAGCAGAGGUAGGAGAAAAAAGAAUGACUAUGCAGACUUUCCUACAAAACUUGGAUUUCUAAAUACUAGUUCUAAAUACCAAACUUUGAAGAAUAUUCUUCAAGAAGCUUCAGGUUUAUAACUUAAAGGAAAGGAAGAAGUACAACAGUUAGAGCAAUGUUUUUUAAGUUAUGUCCAAGAACUCAUAAUGACUCAUAAAAUAUUCUCUUGAAGUUCUCAAACUAUGUAUGAUCUGAGCAGGCUUGUUUAAAAUUGGAGGAAAUAUUCAACUCAAGAGUUUCAUCCCACUUCAGAAGUCAGACAAAGGCUGAGGGGAGAGGCCUCACUCAAUGUUUAUGUGGCCCAACUCAGGGAAGAGUAAUCCUAACACAUCCUGAGUGUGGCAUCCUUCUUGUUAUCUUUACAAUAUUUAACAAUCCUAAAAUAGUUUUUGAAGAGCACAAAUUCCUCUUUUUGUGCUUUUCAGACUAUUGUGAGGCAUUUUUAAAAAUCUAUACAAUUUGUUUAAGGUAUUACAAUUAUUAUUUAUUUUCAUACUUAGAAAUAACUGCACUGCAGUAGUGUCCUAGAACAGUACAGUUCCAUGAAAAUUAGCCCCCUAGAUAAAUAAAAACAUGACUUUAUCUUUUAAUUAAUUUACAUGGGUGACAUAUGAUUUAAUCUCUUACAUUUAGAUAGGGAAGUUUAUUUCAAGAUUAUAUGUCAAGAUUACAAACAAGCAAGAAUCAAUUUCCAGAUUACACUCAUUAUUUGAACAUUGUACUUGCUAGUAACUACAGCGAGGGAGUGAAAAUUGGCUAUGCAAGAAGAGAAUGUUCAUGAAAGAUGUGGUACCUGUGUAAACAAAGUAACAUAGCUAUGCACCAUGUAUUUCAUCAUAUACAGUAUACCAAUAUAUACACACUCUUGUACAAGCAGACAAAUACAAAUGAUUACAAAUACACAUACUAUAAGUAGACACUAAUUGAAAGACUUGUCCCAGAGCCAGACUGAGCCCCAAAAACAAUAAAAAAGAGUUACAGAAUCUUUGAAAAUGGAAUAGUCAAUAAUAUUAAAAUAUUUUUAAAUAUUUUACUUAUUUAUUUAUUGUAAGAGAAAAAAGCAGAUAGAGAAAGAGAGAACGGAUGUGCCAGGGCUUGCAAUCAGUGCAGAAGAACUUCAGAUGAAUG
Molecule: messenger RNA, 3135 nt
Organism: Jaculus jaculus (lesser Egyptian jerboa)
Lineage: Eukaryota; Metazoa; Chordata; Mammalia; Rodentia; Dipodidae
Gene: Plcxd3
Product: phosphatidylinositol specific phospholipase C X domain containing 3
Exons: 3
Coding region: 127-1092 (321 amino acids)
Biological process (GO): lipid metabolic process
Cellular component (GO): synapse
Molecular function (GO): phosphoric diester hydrolase activity
Source: RefSeq, a predicted model, not a curated record